Ctenocephalides felis (cat flea) is the source of this 1668-nucleotide messenger RNA. RefSeq names its product leucine-rich repeat-containing protein 20-like. The transcript has 4 exons. Gene Ontology annotation, cellular component: extracellular matrix. The coding region runs from base 174 to 710 and encodes 178 amino acids. Lineage: Eukaryota; Metazoa; Arthropoda; Insecta; Siphonaptera; Pulicidae. The record is from RefSeq and is a predicted model, not a curated record. Gene Ontology annotation, molecular function: protein binding.
GAGUGUGUCAAAAAUACCAUUGAUACAAUGAUGUUACAUGGUUUCAGUUCUCUCUACCUUUACAAAAACGAACUUCGCGUACAACUUUCUUCUUAAAGUUACAUAUAAUUUAUAUAAAAUCUAAUUUACAAGCAUUAUUAUUAAACAAAACAUAGUUAGACACGGUUAUUGAAAUGGCUUCUGGCGUCACCAAAGUUAUUAAAAAAUGUGAAGAAGCCGAGGAAACGCAGAAUCUGGAUCUCUCAGAAUGUCAGCUGAUGCAAGUGCCAGACGCCGUCUACCAUCUGAUGCGUCAUACAGAGCUCAAAACCUGCGAUUUAAGCGGCAAUGUUAUCACGAAAAUCCCGCCUAAAUUCGCAACAAACUUUAAUCUUAUCACAGAUUUGAAUCUGUCUCACAAUCAAAUGGCAAAGCUUCCUGAUGAACUUGUGGAUCUUGGAAAUUUGGAACGUCUGGAUAUUUCUCAUAACACUUAUAUUGCACUGCCAAAUGUUGUCUUCAAAAUUCCGAAAUUGACGAGGAUUUACGCAAAUCACAAUCAUAUUGCCGAUGUGGACACCGAUAAAUUGCGCAACGCCCCAUCUUUACGCGAAAUCGACCUGAGGAACAAUCCGCUUUUACCUCGUGCUCAUGGAAAACUGAAGCAGUUGACUUUCCCUGAGGUUAAGAUUUCUGAACUUGAAGAGGAAGAAUGGGACUUGGAUGUCUGAUUAUUAUGAGAACUCAGUUUUAUAUUAUUUAAUAAAUGUAGAUUUAGUUUUGUAUAUAGUUUUUAUAUCAUACUAAAAUCCGAGUCUGUGGUGAAAACAGAAAAGUUAAUUUUUCAUCAAAGGCUUGGAACAUAUCAACCACAAUUGUGUACUUGUGUAAGUUAAGGUCUGAAUUCGCUGCUUCAAACCACGUUAAUUAUUUGAAUGAUGAGGACGACGGAUCUUUAAGGGUAUUUUAAUUUAAACUAAAAAAAAAAUAUUGUAAAAUAACUUUCUUAUGAUAUCAUUUUCAGAACUUUCAAAGGGGUAUAGAUACCUCAUUAUGCUAUCAUGAACAUUAUAUUUUAAACGUACUUCGAUUUUUAUAUGGACGUCGAAAAAACUUAGUUUAUAAAAAAUCAUAAGAAAAUAAAAUAGCUUAUAUUUUUGACACAUUUCAAUAACGAUAGAAAAUUUGAUUUAUAAAUUGAAUGCCUCAAAAAUUUAUAGAAUUCUUAUUAAGGUGCUUAAAAUUGGGUGACAUGGAACUAUAUGCAAACAUUUAGCGGUACGAUUUUCUUUUCCAAUAUUUUGUGGUUGAUAUUACCAUUAAUUUAAGAAUCAAAGUCUUAAGGGUUAUAUUAUUUACUCUGAAAGACUAGCGUUUAUUGUGUGAUAAUUUUUAGAUUUUAUACUUAAAUUUAUAAGAUGUUUGUGUAUUAUAAAACUUGAACUAGAUUAAACGGGUGCAAUGAGAACAUAUUAAAAAUAUAAAGAAUCUUUAGUACAACUAUUACUUAUUGGUUUAUAAUAGGUCAAACUAUAGCAAAAUUUUAAAAUUUGUAUUAUUUUUUUCUUAAGAUUAGUGCUCGUACCAAAAAUCUUAUUGCCCCAAAUUUAUCAUAUCUAACACUAGCCUAUUUUUAUAUAUUUUUACAAAGAAAAUGCGAAAGUUAUAUAUAUUAUAGAUAUUUUUACG